AUGUAUUCGAAGGAAAUAUUUAGUGCAUCCCCGAGGAACAAAACAGAAAGAUUAGCUAGCUCAUAAGUUGUCGCUUUGAGAUCAAUAUAAAAAGCUAUUAAAAAAUAGGACUUGAGUGUGAUUUUAGGUUCUCUGAAUAAUUAUAAUGGAUCACCAUAACAAUAAAAAGAAAGUUUUUAACUGUUUUAGAUGGAAGAGCGAGAAGUCCAUUCGAAAUUAGGCGAAUUAAGGAGAGAAUAUGAUGCAUAUCAUACGCAAUCAUUAAGAACUGAUAAAGAAAUUUAACAAUUCAAAGAUUUAAUAUAAUAGUUAAGUUUGGAGGAAGCGGAGCUGAUCACCAAUGCAACUGAGUUAAACAAGGAAUUGGAGUCUUCAAAAUGUGAUUACAUACUGUCGAAAUAAAGAUUUGAAGAUAGUUAGAUGAAUGAGAAAUCUUAUAAUCACGUAAUAAGUAGAUUAAAACAUGACAUUCUAUGUUUCAAGAAAAAACUAAAUGAAAUGGCAGAGAUGUUUCACAGAAUCAAGGCUGAGGCCUCAUAAGCUGAUGCUAAAUAAUGGGAGUCUAUCUAACUUAAUUAAAUGACAAGGAAGUUAUGUGAUGAAAUGAUGAAUAAUAUCGAAAUCGAGAAAAAUAAUAGGAAACGAUAAAUCGCUUAAUAUAAUUAAUAAAUAAAAGUACAAUUGGCUGCUAAGGAGAAAAGAAAUGAAAGAAUGAUGAAAUAAAAAGAGAUUGCUGAACAUGCAAGCAAUGACAAGGGUGCAAAUGAGAAAAAAUGGAGAAAACUGUUGUUGACUCACAAAGUUGUACAUUCCCUUCUCAAGAAUAAGAUGGAAAAAGAAAUGAAAAAAUUUUUAAUUGUUGAAGGAGCAUUCCAAGAAAUAAAAACAGCCACUGGAAUCUAGGAAGCAUAAGAAAUAGUUCAAAAGUUUUUGACUAAAGAAUCAACUUAUGGUUCAUUAUUAGGUACUAUUGCUGGAAGUGAACAAAAGAUUGAUAAAUUGAAGUAGACGAACGAAGAUUUGAAAACUAAAUUGCAAUAAUUAAAGGAUGAAGUCUAAGAUAUGGAAAUGAAUGCUAAACCCUCUAAAAAGGGAGUAGAUUCUGAGUUUUACAAAUAAUUUUAUAGUGUUGAUGAGAAAGCCAAAAAAGCAGAAAUCAUGAAAUAGAAACUCUACACUUGGAGUAUCAAGAUGUUAUCCAAAUUGGAAAAAUCAAAGCUAUCAUAUGAAGACGAUAGAAUCAAUUUACACACCAUAUAUCCAAGGGGCAAAGAUGUAGAGUUAUUUCAACAUUUACAAAAAAUAAUAACUGAAGAUAUCGAUUCCACUUAACCAGAAGAAAUAUUGUAAAUUUUGGGAGAAGUUAAUAGAUCUUAAAUUAGAAAUGAUACUUUAAAUGAAGAAUAUCUAAAAAAGAAUGUUAGAGUCAAAUACAAAAAACCAACAUAGAGAGAAAAUCUAAAAAAAACUAAGUCUAUGGAUUCUAAAGCUGAUUUAAGUAACAGAAGUUAUAGUCAAUUUGGUUAAUCAAGUGAGUCUAGUCCUGAGUAAUCAUUUUAUGAAUCUGAAUCAGAUGGCAAUACAAUUGAUGAAAAUAGUGAAAAAAAUCAUUUUAAUUAACUAAUCGAUGAGGCCAAAUAGAUCAAAAAGCCAAAGAAAAAGGAUGAAGGUUCUUUUGGGAAGAUGUGA
This is a messenger RNA of Paramecium tetraurelia, 1689 nucleotides long. RefSeq lists its product as uncharacterized. NCBI's taxonomy places the organism in Eukaryota, Ciliophora, Oligohymenophorea, Peniculida, Parameciidae. Gene Ontology annotation, biological process: cilium movement; outer dynein arm assembly. The record is from RefSeq and is a predicted model, not a curated record. The transcript has 10 exons. Gene Ontology annotation, cellular component: cilium.